This is a messenger RNA of Racocetra persica, 206 nucleotides long. The record is from the annotation of a GenBank genome assembly. Lineage: Eukaryota; Fungi; Glomeromycota; Glomeromycetes; Diversisporales; Gigasporaceae.
GAAAAAAAACUUGUAAAGUCAGGAAGAGUGCCUGCUGACUUAUUGAGCCCAGAAAAACAACCAACCAAUGCUUUUACUGAGCGAACAACUAAUGCUUUUACUAAACAAACAACUAACACUUUACUGAGCGAACAACCAAUGCUUUUACUGAGCAAACAACUAACGCUUUUAUUGUUUAUCAUAAUAAUUUCAAGAUACAAUAUGAG